Molecule: messenger RNA, 3744 nt
Organism: Metarhizium robertsii ARSEF 23
Lineage: Eukaryota; Fungi; Ascomycota; Sordariomycetes; Hypocreales; Clavicipitaceae
Product: ankyrin repeat-containing protein
Exons: 5
Coding region: 1-3744 (1247 amino acids)
Molecular function (GO): protein binding
Source: RefSeq, a predicted model, not a curated record
AUGUUGGAACGCCUGGGACGCAUCAAAUCCAAGGUACUACGACGGACAGACUCGCCCGGUAGAGCUGAGAGUGAGCCCGAAACCCCGCAGAUACCAGAGCCUCACCCCCAGGGCCUCCACAAGUUAUUCCCCGAAGAUGAAAACCAGCCGGGAUCGCCAGGACCGCAAGGACCGCAAAAAUACCCAGUGGACAUCAUUGCAGUCCAUGGCCUCAAUGGAGGUUCGUACUCCACCUGGACUCACAAGCCAGACAAGACGCUAUGGCUGCGUGAUCUCCUCCCGGGGUUUUUGCCAGGAUGCCGGGUCUAUACCUACGGCUACCCCUCUCAAAUCUUCUCCGAAUCGUUCGGACGGGUGCACGACUUCGCACGGAGGCUCCUAAUCGAGAUAAGAGACCUCCAGGACGGCUCGACUACGCGCCCGCGUCCUAUUAUUUUUGUGUGCCAUAGUCUUGGAGGCAUCGUCUUCAAACAGGCACUAGUACUGGCACAUCAAGACGACAAACUCUACGGACAAGUGUUGAAAUCCGUCGUUGGCGUAGCGUUUCUGGCAACUCCUCACAGGGGUAGUGACGUGGCAAAAUUUGGCAAUGUUGUGGGCACUAUUAUCAACACUUUCAUGGCGACUGCGACGUCUGGGGCACGACCUAGAGCGGUCAGGACUGAUUUACUGCAUCAUCUCAGGCCUCACUCCGACGGGCUUCAGGACCUCAAUGAGGCAGCUCGAGGGCGUUUACAAAGCCUCGCUGUGGUUUCCUUUUAUGAACUGAAUCCAACAAGUCCUCUAUCCUCACUGAUUGUUGACCGCACGUCUGCUACGAUAGGCAUUGCUCAUGAGGAAGUAUUUCCCAUGUAUGAAGAUCACACAAGUAUUUCACGCUUCCCUGGUGACACCAAGAGCUACAAGAUGAUAGCCAGUGCGAUUCGCAGGAUGGCUGCUCAAUCAGCAGAUACUAGUCACUCGCUUGGGCGAGUUAGCACUCACUCUUCCAACAGAACCCUGAGUGAGGUCGAAAGAGCGUGCGUAAAAUUGCUCCACCAGAACCGUCGUCUGGAUCAGGACGAUGACAAGUCCAGGCCACCAAAGCCACUCCCAGGUACAUGCCAGUGGAUUCGCAGCCACGAGUCGUUUGUAUCUUUUCUUGGAAAAGGCGGCAAUGCCCUUCUGUGGUUGACGGGACAUCCGGGCUGUGGCAAGACAAUGUUGUCUUUCUCUCUUUACAGAUAUUUCGAGGAGCAUUAUGCGAAUGUGAAAUCUGUAAACGUCCUCAUUUACUUCUGCAGUAGUACAUACAGCAAACAGACUGAUGCAAGGGAAGUACUCAUCGGUCUCAUUUUUCAAAUCAUUAGUCGCCAUCGCUCCAUGAUUUCACAUGUUCGACGGGUGUUCGAAGUGCAAGGACAAAGCAUGAUGGAGUCAUUCUCUUCUCUUUGGAAUAUUUUCCUUGGCAUCGUAAAAGACCCAAAAGCUGGCACUCUGUACAUCAUUCUGGACGCUCUGGAUGAGUGUGAGAAGCAGUCAUGCAAAAGGCUCAUCGCAGCAAUAUCCGAAAUACUUGAAGAGUCGGUGAGAAGCAAUACUCGAGUUAAGUUCCUGAUAACGAGCCGACCGUUCCUCCAUGAAACCUAUGCUCGCUCGAACCGAGCUCUUCAACAACAAAUAUCCAUUGACAACGGACAAACUGGCUACGUGGAAGACCUUGAAAGAUACAUCCAACAGAGAGUGGAGGAGAUCUCCAUUAAUCGGAAAUAUCCAAGCCAUGUGAGAGAUUACCUGUUGGAAACCAUGCGUGCCAAAGCCGAUCGGACAUUUCUUUGGAUUCACAUGGUUCUUGCGUCUGUUGAGGAAAGCCUGCUUAGCUCCAUAUCGGACUUCCGUGGCAUAAUCAGCAGCAUUCCCGAUGAGCUUGCGGACACAUAUAUGCGAUAUUUGUCUGCUAUUUCUUCUAAACAUCAACAUCAAGCUGCGCAUUUCAUAAAACUUUUAUUAGCAAGCUCAAGACCUCUGGAACUAGACGAGCUUAAUAUUGCAUUUACCAUCAAAGAUUCGCACGGUACUGCCGAGGACGUCGAGCUGGAUGCCCAGACAGCUUUCUCACAUACUGUCCAGGGAAUUUUAGGCCCACUUGCCAGAGUUCACGGAUCUCAAAUAUCUCUUGUUCAUCAGUCGCUGAAAGAAUUCCUCCUGGGGACUGCCGAAAAGCCUAGAAGCUUUUGUGCCACACAUGCAGUAAACACAAAAGGCUCGGCCUUGCAAUUGGCUUCCGCCUGCAUCCAAUAUCUACGGCUUGAUGAUUUCGGGAAUGAUUUAUUUUCUUCUGAUGUCGUUCCCAAUCUUCACGAUGAGCUGCCUGUAGGUGACUCCGGAGGCACUUUUUGGGAUGAAGGGCCUACCCUUGACUCGGAUUUGUUAUUCCUCGACCCAGAUGUGCUCCAUCCGAAGAUUUGCGAUUCAAUCACCUCGAAAUAUGGCUUCUAUAGCUAUGCAUCGUUGCACUGGGCAGAGCACUUUGCGCUUUGCGAGGAGUCCGCAUCCGACAUGCUCAGAGACGCAGCCACGGAGCUGCUAGAUGUUAAGAAAGCGAGUUGCCGCAACUGGCUACAGUUUUACCGCACAAAAUCUGUUGAUUUCCUGGAUGACGGAUUCAUUGACCAGCAUCCGAUCGUGUUGGCAGCGUAUUUCAACCUGCAAACUGCGCUCAAGGAUCUGCUCGGGAGCGGGAAUACACCUCUGGCCGUGAAAAAUAGAGGCCUGUUCUGGGCGUGUCGGCUUGGCCAUGGCAGCGUCGUUACUACUCUGCUCACGGCGGGAGCUGAUCCAAAUUCCCGGGAGGUUCAACAACAGAGUGCACUUACAGUUGCCUCCCAACAUGGCCAUUUGGAAUGUGUCAUGACCGUGAUGGCACUCGAAAGAACUGACAUCAAUGCAGGAGGACGAAGAGGUAGGAACGCACUAUCAUUCGCAUGCGGCAAUGGACACGAAAGCAUUGUGAAGAAGCUGCUGGCCCGUAAGGACUGCAAUGCCGACCAUAUGGACGAUUCCAAGGCCACUCCAUUUUUUUGGGCUGUCGGAGGAGGACAUCACUCCAUCAUCUCAACUCUGGCAAGGCACCCGGCCGUUAAUAUUAACCACCAGGAUAAGAACGGACGCACGGCUGUUUCGUGGGCUGCCGGGGAUGGAAUGGAUGACACGUUAAAACUCUUGCUCAAAAUUCCAGGCAUCGACGUCAAUCUCCAAGACACAAAAGGGAAAUCACCCCUUUCCUGGGCCGCAGAUUACGGCUGUGCCAAUACAGUUGCCGUACUCCUCGAGAGCACGGCCGUGGACAUAUUGAGCGUCGAUGAGACGGGGAGAAACGCAAUAUCAUGGGCCGCGGGGGGGGGGCACUAUGAUUGCCUAGUUAAGCUCCUUGGCAAGAGAAAGGUCGGUGCAGAUGUUGAAGAUACAGCAGGAUGGACGCCCCUGGCGUGGGCUAUUCAUAAAGACUCGCCAAAGACUAUCCACACUCUGAUUUCAGACGGAGGUGUCGACAUCGAACGAAUGGACCGUAGCGGAAGGACGGCGUUAAACUGGGCGGUUGAAUACGGACACGCGCCUGUCGUGCAGGUGCUUCUGCAGGCCGGAGCCAGCCCUGAUUCGAGAGGAAAUGGAGGCGGAUCGGCGAUACGCACAGCUAUACGGUUCGGGCGAAAUGACUUGCUAGAUAUGCUUAAAAAGUAUAGCAUUGAAUGGGAAACCGAUUAA